Molecule: messenger RNA, 2070 nt
Organism: Pochonia chlamydosporia 170
Lineage: Eukaryota; Fungi; Ascomycota; Sordariomycetes; Hypocreales; Clavicipitaceae
Product: amidase family protein
Exons: 2
Coding region: 1-2070 (689 amino acids)
Source: RefSeq, a predicted model, not a curated record
AUGCACAUUACCCUCACCGCAUUGUUUCUAGGGGCAGCAGUUGCUGUGGCAUCUUCCGCCGCCCAGAACACCAGCAUUGUCGAAGCAACUAUAGAGCAACUUCACGAUGCCCUAAAAUCAGGUCGAAUUAACUCGGUCCAGCUGGUCGCCAAGCAUCUUCACCGGAUCGCGCAGUAUGACCGCCGCGGACCACAUCUCAAUUCCAUUCCCGUCAUCAGCCCUGACAUUUUUGAGCAAGCCCUCGCCGCUGAUGAGCGCUACGCAAAAGGGUGUCCGCGAUCUAUUCUUGAUGGAUUACCUUACACAGCCAAAGACAGCUACAUGGUCAAGGGAUUGACCGUUGCGUCUGGCUCUCCUGCAUUUAAAAACCUGACAGCUUCAGAGGACGCUUUUACUAUAUCUCAGCUGAGGAACGCAGGCGCCGUGUUCCUCGGCUUGACUAAUAUGCCGCCCAUGGCCAACGGUGGGCUGCAACGAGGAGUAUACGGCCGAGCAGAAAGCCCAUAUAACAAGGACUAUCUGGCUGCGGCCAUGGGUUCAGGCUCAUCUAACGGCUGUGGCGUCUCAACAGCUGCAAGCAUGGCAGUAUUUGGCAUGGCCGAAGAAACUGUAUCAUCUGGGAGAUCACCAGCGUCUAAUAAUGGUCUGGUGGCGUACACUCCGUCUCGCGGCGUCCUUUCCAUCAGGGGUAACUGGCCGCUCAUUCCGGUUGCAGACGUGGUGGUUCCGCAUACUCGGUCCGUCAAGGACAUGUUGACGUUGCUCGAAUUCCUGACAGUGAAAGACGAGCGGACAGAAGGUGACUUUUGGCGAAUGCAAAAGUUUGUUCCUCUGCCUGACGCUGAAAAGGUUCGCCCUACGACUGCACUGGCCAGAGCAGAUUCGCUCAGGGGAAAACGUAUUGGUGUUCCGCGCAUGUUUAUCGGCGAGAAGGAUCCGGCGGCGCAGAAAAUUUGGGUUAAUCCUCAAGUUCGACGGCUUUGGGACCAAGCACGCGUUACGCUUGAGGGAUUAGGAGCUAUAGUCGAAGAGACUGACUUUCCGCUGGUUACGAAUCAUGAAGUUACGCCAACGAAUAUCCAGGUCAAGACCGAGUAUCCCUUGCCAGCUUACUUCAAUGGCAGUGCUGGGCCGGAAGGACUCAUAGGGUACGGCUGGGACGACUUUCUGCGCUUGGUCAACGACACGGUAACCGGCACGAAGCUCAUUGACGUUGAUCCUCGUCUUAUUGCUCCGCAGCCGCCGGGAACAAUCCUUGACAGACCUGGUAAUCGAUUCAAUAACAGGACAGUUUCCAACUAUGUCACAAUAAUGGCUGUUGAGAACCGAACCGAAUCCAUGUCCAUCCUCGAUCUUCCAGGGUUGGAAGCGUUUGUCAAAGAGCUAGAGGCUCGUCGCAAGAGAGAUCUGGAGCAAUGGAUGGAGAAGAAGAAGCUAGAUGCCGUGGUUUGGCCAGCAGUAGGUGACGUUGGGCCCCAGGAUGCCGAGACAAACGAGGAAGCAGCGCAGUUUGCAUGGCGAAAUGGCGUCGCCCGGUCCAAUGGCAACUAUGCCAUUCGCCAACUUGGUGUACCAACCGUAACGGUUAAUAUGGGUUUCAUGGAGGAAAAGAAAAUGCCGGUUGGUCUGACAUUUGCGUCCAAGGCAUACGAUGAUGACCGUCUUUUCAGCUACGCGUUUGCGUUUGAGGCGGCGCAUCGUCAAGCACGGGUUGCUCCUCCUCGAACACCCGGUUUGUAUGCGGAUUAUAUUCCUGGGAAGCCUCAGUUUAUUGCGGGCCGUGAGGCACCAGAGCUAUCUGCAGAAGUUGAGAGACUCUCUGACAAUACGCUGCGUGUAUUUGGGAAAGUGAUUGCCGCCAAGGACGCUGAGAUUGAAGUUUUCGUUGAUGGAGUGUUGGCAAGACCCGUGGAAAUUGUGAAGAACAAAUGGAGCGUGACAGCAAGUGUUGUGCCUCCAAAUGAGCCGUCUCCCUACGGAGGUAUAACAGUUCCGGAUAAUAAGUUGGCCAUGGUUGUGGUUGUUUGUACAGCAUGGGGACGAUCGGUUGGAAAGUUGUUGUUUGCGUAA